ACCUGGUUUCAAAAUAUUUCUUUGUUUUCUUGUGGUUAUAUUUAUUAAGACACAGUAACCUGUAGAAGAACUGGAAUCUUAUUUCAGUAAAACAAAUGCGAGUAAUAUGAGAGGUGAAAUGCCUUCAGAGUUAGCUGGAAUGACAAUGAUUGUGGUGUGUCUAAUGGUAGGAGUAAGAUGCUCAGAAAACAAGAAAUUUGAUUGCUUGAUAGGACUUGAUGAAAGUACAGUUAUAUAUUGGACAGCAGGAGAACCACUGGCUUGCCAGAUAGAAAAACUGAAGUCAGAUGUUUACACUGUUAAUAUAGAUAGGAAUGGUACAGACUGGUUGGAAUAUAAAAACACAGAUCAGCUGAUUGUUGGUGCUCCUGAAAAGGAGCAUGUAGGCAGCUCUAGUAUAUUUAUCAACGUUAGAUCUAAACAUUGUACAUCAACUGUUCCCUGGAGAGUGGAAGUAACAUUUGUUAUAGAAUUUCCUCAACAGAUUUCCACAGCAGAUUCAUGUGACAGUCCUCCAGAAGUUUUCAAUCCAGUAAACCACAUUCAGACUACAGCUGGUGAUGUUUUCAAGCUUGACCUUGACCCUCUGACCUUUGUUGACAAAGAGGAUGGCAAUGCCAGACAGCUACAGAUUACUUUGAAGGCAUUAUUCAACUUUGAUUUGGAAGAUAAUUUUUGGUUAAAACUGGAUAAAACAGGAUUGUUUCUUUAUGGAAUUCCCUUAAACAAUGAUAAUGUGUAUGUUGUCAGUCUGGUUGCCAUGGAUACAUGUCAGCAAAGUGUUGUUGAUUCCAUUAGGUUAGAAGUGAAGGAAAAUUCCCAAACCUACAGCCAUGAAUUUACUAUUUAUUUUGGAAAUGAUCAUGAUGAUAGCCCUUCUAGUUUUGAUGUUUACAAAUUUAUUACUGGACUAAGCCAAUGGUUAGAGUUCACAGAUUCCACUCAGAUGUAUGUUUCAAAUGUGGAUCCAGAACUUCGUAUUAUAUCUUGGGUAGACAAAUCUUUAUCCACAGAUUUCUGUGAAAGAAGUCAAAUUUUAGACACAUACUACAAAAUGGCAGAUGUAAAUGGUACAAUCAUGGAUGAGUUCAGUUGUUAUUUUUCACCGUUUUUCAAUGUCACUGGAGUUUUUGUUGAUUUCAAAGAUGUCUGUAAUAUGACAGACCUGUUGUGGACAUCAACAAAUUCCAACACUGAAUCCUACAAUGAUGAAAUGUAUUUGUUUUAUAUUUUGAUCCCUGUUGCAGUUUUAACAAUUGUAAUAUUAGUGAUCAUUAUUAUAAUGCUAGUUAGAAAAUGUACCAAACGUAACAAGUAUGUAAUGCACUCUGAGAAACCUGUUUAUCUUACAGAUAGACAACCUGUUAUAUUUCAGAAUGAAUACAACGAAGAAGAAACAUCUCUCCGACCACAGAUUCCAAUUGUUAUUGACAACUUUGACACUGGACUUUUAUUAUCAAGUGGGAGAAAUGUAGUGAGUCCCCCAUCUUAUAUCCCUCCUGAACAUUCAGACCCCCCUCAGUAUAGGCUACCACCACCGUACAGUAUGUCAAACAUAUGAGGUGUUAGGAUUUUAUUUCCAUAAAAGUACUGCUAAUUCUAAAAAAUUGCGAUGUUUUUAUUAAUGGGAGUAAAUUGGGUGUGUGGUUAUUGCAAUACUUAGAACUCAUUUUCUGAUAUAUGAUACCAGAUUUUUCAGAAAAUUUACAAUAAAUAAACUCAAAGUUUUUUUCAAUUUUUCAAAAUUACAUGUAGCAUUAAUCUUUAUAAUAAAUGCAAUCAUUUAUUUGUGAAUUAACAGUAUACAUGUAUCAGGGAGUUUAUUAUUUUUGUUUUGCUCAUUUUGAUGUUUUUAGUGUUUUGAUUUUUUGGGAGUUCUUGCAUUUAAAUAACAGUAUUUAUUAAAACACCUUUUUUGUUCUACACUAUUAAUGAAUCUGCAGUAUGUCUACAUGUCUCAUGGUUAAAAUGCUGGUUGUUCUUGACCAUUUUCAUGGCGCAUCAUGACAAUGUUAGGUUUUUUCCUGUUUAUGAUCUGUAUUUAUUUCUCAGGUACUAUAAGCAUGAUAAGUUAUAACGGCCAUUAUUUUUGGUGAAUUAAAUUAUUGAAAUGUUUCAAUUCAUCUGAACUUGACCUUAGUUUUAGUCAAUGUUAAAUUUUCAUGGUUAUCAAUGGUUAUGUCUGUUAUCUGAUAUUAUA
Molecule: messenger RNA, 2200 nt
Organism: Mytilus trossulus (common blue mussel)
Lineage: Eukaryota; Metazoa; Mollusca; Bivalvia; Mytilida; Mytilidae
Product: dystroglycan 1-like
Exons: 4
Coding region: 107-1561 (484 amino acids)
Biological process (GO): morphogenesis of an epithelium; nerve development; axon guidance
Cellular component (GO): dystrophin-associated glycoprotein complex; dystroglycan complex; sarcolemma
Molecular function (GO): laminin binding; calcium ion binding
Source: RefSeq, a predicted model, not a curated record